AUGGUCAACGUCGGUCAUGGAGUCAGUCUGCUAAGUCAAGGCACCGGGUAUGGAAUCAUCAUAGGCCUUGGCGUUCUCUUCGCCGCCGUCAUUCUCAUUGCAGUGAAGAUCCAAAGAUUGUACCUAAUGGAAGACUCUGGGCGAUCCGAGAUGUUCAUGGUGGCAAAUCGAUCCGUGGGCACCGGCCUCACCUGUUCAGCAGUCUUCUCCUCGUGGAUGUGGAUCAACGAAACCGUCUUUGCCUCCGUGGUGUGCUACCAGUACGGUCUCGCGGCACCAAUGUGGUUCGGGACAGGUCUCUCCUUUCAAGUCGCCUUGAUGGCCGUUCUUGGUGUCUUGACCAAAUUGCGGGUACCGCAUGCUCACACGUCGUUGGAGAUCGUUCGAAAACGAUACGGCAACUUGGGCCAUGUUGUGUUCGCCGUGCUCAACCUCAUCAACAAUAUUUUCGGGUGCUCUAGUAUGAUACUUGCUGGAUCACAAUUAGUUGUGGGCAUAACAGGCAUGCAUCUAGCCGCUGCAACGAUUCUGAUCCCCCUUGGAGUCGUUCUGUAUACUGCUGUUGGCGGAAUCAAGGCAACCUUUCUCACUGACUUCCUUCACACCACCAUCGCUGUCUUGUUGAUCAUCUAUUUCACCUUGUCGGUCCUCACGAAUGAGCAUAUCGGAGGACUUGAUGGUCUCUAUGAUAAGAUCUCUGCCAGCGCUGCGCAGCACUACGUUGUCGGAAACUAUGCAGGCUCUCUGUUGAGUUUCAAGUCAAAGGGCGCUAUCAUGUUCGGUCUCAUUCUCAAGUUCGGCAAUCUCGCCCUUGUGAUUAUGGACACUGCUUUUUGGCAGAAGUCCUUUGCCUCGGAAGUCCAGUCCACGGUUCCAGGCUAUGAUCUCGCCGCCCUGGCAAUUUUUGCGGUCCCAUGGGGUCUAGGAACCGUGAUGGGUCUUUCGGCAAGGAUCAUCGAUACCCUGCCAAUUUUUCCGACGUAUCCAGGAACCUUUACCGCAGACGAAGUUGCCUCGGGUUUUGUUAUGCCAUACACGAUCAAGGCUUUGCUGGGAAGCGGCGGCACUGUCGGUAUGCUGCUCCUGCUCUUCAUGGCCGUCACCAGCACAGUCUCGUCAUCAAUGAUUGCUGUCAGUAGUAUCAUCUCAUUCGACGUUUAUCGCACCUACAUCAACCCCAAGGCUACUGACAGGCAGGUGGUCAAUGUAAGCCAUCUUGGUGUCAUCUUCCACGGAGUCUUCAUUACAGGAUUCGCUCUGAUGCUGAAUUAUGGGGGCGCAAACAUCUCCUGGGUAAACUACUUCUCACCCAUCCUCACCUGUCCAGGUAUCUUCCCUCUGAUAUUCACGCUCAUGUGGUCAAGACAAUCCAAGCUUGCAGCGAUUGUGUCCCCAAUACUCGGCCUGGUAAGUGGCGUUAGCGUCUGGAUGGGCACGACCUAUGCCAUCUACGGAGGGAUCUCGUUCGCUACAACCGUGGAGCUGGCGCCGUGUCUCUACGGCGCUAUUGCGUCGCUCUUCUCGCCGGUGUUGUAUUCGAUUGUCAUAUCACAUCUCAAACCUGAGCACUUUGACUGGCGCGAAUUCUUGAGGAUAGAUCUUGUCGAGGAUGAGACGACGCUUUCAACCAGCAGCGCAUCGUCUCCAGAUGACUCCAUCGCUGCCCUGUCGACAGGUAAAGACCAAAAGCAACGGGAGAAGACGAGUGUAGCUCCUGCCAUUUACGAAAGCCCCCAGCUAAACACCGUCGUACCCGGAUCCGCUACACCAUUGGUCGACCUGGUACACCCUCUUGACGAGGAAUCCCUCCGCCAUCUACGUAGAUGGUAUAAGAUUGCGUGGAUUUUCCUUAUCUUCAUUAUCGCCAUCACCUUCGUCGUGUGGCCGAUGCCGCUGUACCGGGACUAUAUCUUCACCAAGCCGUUUUUCCGCGGCUGGGUGACAAUGGCGAUCCUCUGGCAAUUCUUCGCUCUUUUCGCGGUGGUGAUCUACCCGGUAUACGACGGGAGACACGAAAUUGUCAAGUCUGUCCGGGGAGUGGGAACGAGCUUGAGAAAACGCUUUGCAAGCUAG
This is a messenger RNA of Letharia columbiana, 2073 nucleotides long. RefSeq lists its product as uncharacterized. Gene Ontology annotation, molecular function: urea transmembrane transporter activity. Gene Ontology annotation, cellular component: plasma membrane. The record is from RefSeq and is a predicted model, not a curated record. The transcript has 3 exons. Lineage: Eukaryota; Fungi; Ascomycota; Lecanoromycetes; Lecanorales; Parmeliaceae. The coding region runs from base 1 to 2073 and encodes 690 amino acids. Gene Ontology annotation, biological process: urea transmembrane transport.